This is a messenger RNA of Trichobilharzia regenti, 7257 nucleotides long. Lineage: Eukaryota; Metazoa; Platyhelminthes; Trematoda; Strigeidida; Schistosomatidae. The record is from the annotation of a GenBank genome assembly.
UUUGUAUGUCAGUUCCAGUUAAAGCGGGAUAACGCUGUAACAGCGUUUGGAAGUAAUUGAAUGGGGUCCGUUUGUUUUAAUUAUCGGCUCACUAUGGAUCGAUUAAAUCAAACAAUAUGGCUGCGUCCAUGGAUGUAAACCUUCAAAUGGAUCAGUACCAUGCCCGUCAUCCUCAUGUUGCUGGGAGUUCACUGUCUUCCCAUCCUAAUACCGGGCAUUUACAGCACGAAGGUGCUAAUAGUCGUUUGCCAAGCCAAUUUGGUAUUCCAUCCCAAGCCCAUCAUUUUGGCCAUGUCCAUGAUUCGUAUGUCAAUCCUGCUUCAUCUGUACAGCAAAUGUUAAUGCAACAGCAGAUGCAGCAUCAACGCUCAGUUAGUUUUGCCCCCCAAGUCUAUGACAGUAACGAAAGAUUGGUGAAAUCACUUUCCAAUCAUGAUACAAGUCCUCACAGUCAAGUGAAUCAAAUGCACAUCCAAAUGCCUACCCACCAGCAAAUCUCCCGUUCUCUACAGUCUAACAAUCCUUCUGUCACACCUAGUGCCCAGUACUCGCCUGCUAUAGAACACGGAUCGCAUCAUUCUCCCAUUUUGAAGGAUACUUAUAACGCUUCAAAUUACCAAAUGCAAGACCAGUCACAUGUUCUUACUCAUGCAUCUCAUUUGCAACAGCCUGUGUACCCUUAUCAUAGUGAUGCAUCUAGAAUACAAAAUCCUCAAGCGACUGCUCAUUCAACAACAGAACUGUCUAGUCCACAGUAUCCGGGACACCAUUUGCCGAUGCAAGUAAAUAAUAGUGCCUCCGGAGAUAAUGAGGUCCCUCAUUCGGGCAAUCAACACCCUCAUAUGUCGACUGCUUUCCAAACUCCCUCAGCUCCGUAUGUUCCUCCAGUCAAGAAACGAAGAGGUCGACCUCCCAUUCAUCCCACUUUUGACGUUGCUGCUGGGACUUUGUCCGAUGAAGACGAGCAUACCCUCUAUGGAGCCAUACGAUCCGGGAGGGUUGCACCGCAAACGGUAGUGGAUGAUUGGAUAGAGCAGUAUAAGACAAAUAGAGAACCUGCUAUGUUGGAACUAAUUCAGUUCUUUAUAUCCUGCAGCGGGUGUAAAGGUAAGGUAACACCAGAAAUGUAUAGUCGUCUUUCACACACUGAUAUUAUUCGUCGGAUGACUGAAGAGUUUGAUGAGGAAUCAGGUGAAUACCCGCUGAUACAGUCAAGUCCAAUCUGGAAACGUUUCCGUUCGAAUUUCGUUGAAUUUAUCCAGGUGCUGAUUCGUCAGUGUCAGUAUAGCAUAAUUUAUGAUCAAUGUAUGAUUGACCAGGUCAUCUCGCUAUUGACAGGUCUUACCGAUUCUCAGGUUCGGGCGUUUAGACAUACCAGUACGUUGGCUGCCAUGAAAAUGAUGACUGCUCUUGUUGAUGUUGCACUAAAUGUUAGUAUUAACAGAGAUAAUACACAACGUCAGUACGAGGCUGAAAGAUCAAAAAUGCAGAAUCGACGUGCUUCUGAUAGGCUUGAAGUACUGAUGCAACGUCGACAAGAGUUAGAAGAAAACAUGGACGAAGUCAAAAACAUGCUGAUAUAUAUUUUCAAAGGGAUAUUUGUCCAUCGAUACAGGGAUAGCCAAGCAGAAAUACGAGCAAUAUGUAUGCAAGAAAUAGGCGUUUGGAUGCGUCGUUAUCCUGCGAUGUUUCUCGAUGAUAGCUACUUAAAAUAUGUUGGUUGGACACUUUAUGACAGAAUUGGAGAUGUUCGUCUUCAGUGCCUUCGUGCUCUACAACCCUUGUAUGAAGAUCCUGCACUUAUUAAUAAUUUGGAGCUUUUCACCUCACGUUUUAAGUCACGUCUUGUGGAUAUGACUCUUGAUAAGGAAACAGAAGUUGCAGUUCAGGCUGUGAAAUUAGUUUCUUGCAUUCUGAAACAUAGCGACUCAGUACUAGAAGACAAAGAUUGCGAAAAUAUUUACGAGUUGGUAUAUUGCACUCACAGGCCAUUAGCACAAGCAGCAGCGGAAUUUUUGACAUUGAAACUAUUUGAAGUUGAUUCUCAUGCACCUCCUACUAGAACCAGAAAGGGGAAGAAGCGCAGUGAAAAUACACCACUCAUUCGUGACCUCGUACAAUUCUUCAUCGAAAGCGAACUGCACGAGCAUGCCACUUAUUUGAUUGACAGUUUGUGGGAUCAAUGCCAGAUGCUUCGUGACUGGGAAGCCAUGUUAGACCUACUACUUGAGGAACCUGGAAGGGGUGAGACAGCUAUGGAUGCUAAUGAAGAAACAAGUUUGAUUGAAAUUAUGGUUUGCUGUGUUCGUCAAGCAGCAAGCGGUGAAUCGCCAGUAGGAAGACAGGCUGGUGGUCAUCAUUCACAUUCCAACACUAACAUGCAAACUGGUGGUGCAAAUGCUCAGGAUGCUUCAGGUCGUGGUCGAGGUGGCGGACCAGCCGGACCUGGUAGCAGCUCUGUAUCCUCUACCCGAGAGGCUCGGGCCCUCACAGAAGAACGUCACCGUAUGACAGAAGCAAUGAUAACCGCCUUGCCAGCAUUACUGUCUAAAUAUGGCGAGUCUCCUGAACGGGCAACUAACCUGCUUGCAAUUCCAACAUACAUGGAGAUGGAACUCUAUACCACGGGACGGCAUGAACGUCAUUUGGAUCUUUUAUUGCAAGGUGUCCAAGAAAUCGUAGAACGCCAUACUGAUCCACAUGCCUUGUUGGCUUGUGCUCGUGUUUAUGAGUCUUUAUGUCUUGAUGAAUUGAGCAUUGCUGCUAAGUGUCAAACCGUCCGUGGCACACUGCUAGAUCACCUAGUGGAUCUUUACCGCGAUGCAUUCUUGAACUAUUUCAACGAUCAGGGUGAAGAGCCCGAUCAAGAUGAUGAAUUUCACAUUGUAGCUGCACUGAAACGCAUUAAUGCGUUUUAUAGUUGUCACGACCUCUCAGGGCUGGAUUUGUGGGACAGUCUUAUCCGAAUAGCACAAUCAGGAAAUGAUGCCAGUGGUGAUGUAGUGGCUCAAGCUAUUUGUUGUUGUUAUCAUGCCUUACUAUGGAAUUUGAAGAGAUUACAGGAGAGCGAAAUGGACAAGACGGAGUCAAAUAAACUACGCAGACAGCUAAAUUUAUAUAUGGACAUAUGCAUCGGUUACUUGGACCACUCACACAAACGCCUUGCAUCAGAAUCUUUCUUCUCAAUCUGUGAUUUGCUAGUUGUUUUUUCUCGUAACCUUUGUGAUCAUAUGCCGAACCUACAUCCCCCUAUCUACGUAGCAGAUAGAGAUCUCGAACUCAAGUUGACCAACUAUUUGGAGCAGCGGGUUUUUAUCGAUGAUGAUGAUGAAGAAGAAGACGAAAGCGCAAAGUUUGAAUCUCUUCACGAAAGACGCAAGCAGUUAUCAUCAUUUUUUAAAUUGGUGGUUUUUAACAUGAUUCCAGUACGUGCGGCUGCUCCAUUAUAUAAGUAUUACAUUCGGUCUUUCAACGAUUUCGGAGAUAUAAUGAAAUCGACGCUAGCCAAAGCUCGUGAACACCAUCGUGUAAAUACUGCACGCAUGAUAGCUCAUUGUUUAGAAUUAUGCUACCUGCAAGUUGAAGCAGCUUCUAAUAAUCAUGUAGAACGUGGUUCCGAAGGCAUUCAAGCUGUAAAAGAACUCGCUAGGCGUUUGAAUCUCAGCUUCGGUCUCGAUCUGAUAAAAAUACGAGAAUCUAUGGUCGCUCUUCAUUUGGAAGGCAUUCAAUUUUGUGUAUCUCGUGCAGCGUCCACAGCUGCGAGUGGCCACCCGCCUGGAGUUCCAAGCAACUUAUUAUUUCUUGAGGUUGUCUCUGAGUUUUCGAAUAAGCUUCUUAGGCCAGACAAAAAGAACAUAUCAGAACACAUCCGUCGAUUAUUCCCUAAUCCUGUUGGUGCUGAAUGGUCCAGUCUACAUGCCUAUUGUUCCAGUCUAGAUCCAGAUGCUGCGGAUAAUACUUCAGGGAUUGAUGGACCCAAUCACACCACAAAUAUUACUUUACCCAGCAAUUCUAAUUCCCUUUCUGCACAAAGCAAUGCAUUGGUACCAACAAGUGCGCGUAUAGGUUACGGAAGCAGAGGACGGGGGAAAAGGCUUCGAGAUUCUGAUUCCUCUCUUCGUAAGUUACAAAUUGAUAUCCAUCUAUAUGAAGCAAACCGAAAUAUCAGUCAUGAUUCAUAUCAUGUCUAUUUUCGAAUGUACAUGCAUCUGUUUUUCUGAUUGUCAAAAUAGGAUGUUCCCUUACAGCCAUUUUCAUGAAGAAUUUUCUCGACAUUGUAUCACAAGACCUAAUUUAGUGAAAUUUUUUAGAAUGUCGGGUAGGUUUUAGAAGGGUGACUCAGUGGUGAAAAGGCUAGUGCCCGAAACAAUUUAUGUCUGAUAUUGUUUGCUGAAUUGGAAUGGUUUGUGAUAAGUGCAUGGAUGACGGUAACUAUUCUUUUACUUGAUGAAGUCUACAUUGAGAUCCUGUUAUGGUGUGUGUAUGUGUGUUGUUUUUAUCUCGUCGCAUUCCAGUCCUCGAUUGGAAAAAAUAUUACUGUUUCUGUUUGUCGCAUCUUAAAGCGUUGUAUUGAAUCAGCUGGUCCCAUCGCUUGUUGCAUCAGGUGCCUACAUGCUAAAAAACUACUGAGUCUAUGUACAGAAUAAUUUUAACAUGUAAGUGUUACCUGAUUUCAGUCGACAGGAAACUGCCAACCUGACAAACAGUUCUCAGGCAAUCACGUUAAUACAUCUUAAACAUUGAAAGUCGAAAUUUAAACAAAAAAUGCUUUGAUUGAUGACAAAGGGCUCAUAUAGUAGGGACAAGGGCUAAAUAGGAUGAUGAACUAAUAAGCUUAGUAUCAAAGUAGUGAGUUCAGCAGAAAUCGUAUAAAUUAAGGACAGGCAAAAUUACAUAAUUACGCGAAGGGAGGAAGGAUAAAUGCAAAGAUUAUGUGGUCAACUAAGGGAGAGUAAAAACAUUCAGUUACCAGGGCACGAAAGUGUUGAUGACUGUUUCUUUCCGAACACACAAAUUGGGAUUCAGGUGUUUGUAAACAACUGCUUCUGGAAACUUGAAGAGGAAUUUUUUGUCUAUUGAUAAUCUUUAAAGGAUUCCAUAGUCAUCGUCUCAUGACCCCCGUAUCGAAAAGGUGUCUGUUUUGUUAUAUCUUCAAAAAAUUGAACAGGUGUUCUUUCUGUUCUCCAAAUGUAACUGCUACCGCAGAAUGAUAUAGAUUUGCAUACACAGACAGGCCAGAUUUCAUACACGGGAACCACCUUAGUGCAAGAUUGCUUCUUACCGAUGAGAUAUUCGAUCUUUUGUUGACUAUUGCUGCGGUAUUACCACUUUGAGAAUCUACAUGAAUGAAGAUGGGCUUCUUUUUCCACUGAUCACGCAAUCGAAGACUGCUUUCAAUGAGUGGUGGCCACUAGAUCGAUCUUACAGUCGUUGCUUAUGAAUGCUUGUCUAAUUAUGUCAGUUCCUAAGUCCAUUAUCCAAUAAAUGUUGAUUGCACUGUCAUGUUCGGAUGUUGAAACAGUAAUCACCAAUAGUGGUUUCCGCUAUCUUAUUUGCCGUUCUAUCGUUUACAUCGCAUGAUAAUUUUGGUUUACGUUUUUAUAGUAAGCUAAAUACAUGGUUUUCUGUUUCUUUUACAUCCUAGCUGCCUCUGAUAUAAGUGUUAACCCACAGUCUACUAGUAUAGCCGUCAAAAAAAGACGCGUUAAUCUUCCGAACGCUUCCAAGAAUCUCUCUGGGAAUGUUUCUCACGUAACGACUGCUGAAGCUAAUCCUUCCCGAUCUACAUCACCUGUGGAAAUACCCCCCAAUAAUUUAGACUGUGCAUCUCAGUAAGUUAAUAAGUAUCUCUUUUUACUAAGACCCGGCAUAAUUCAUUAAUGUGUAAAAAUAUUGUAUGCAAAUACAUUAAAAUUUGUUUGACUGUAUUAUACAACUCCUGUCAUCUGAUUUUAUUUUAGCCACAAACCUUCGAUGGAGCCAUUGAGUACACCUGUUCAUUCGUCCAAUCAGUGAUGCGUCCUGUAUCCAUCCAAAAUUAAGUUUUAUCGAUUAGAAAUGGUUUGUAAAAAGUUUGUUCAAAAGAUUUGGAACUUGCCCCUACGUAUUUAUAUUUAUACAAUUAUUCAAACGUUUUUUCCGUUCAUCAUAUUUUCAGAAGUUUAUAUGUAUAUAUAUAUAGACAACUGAUGGGUCACAUUGUUAGUUGUUUUCACACAGAUUUAUUAUCUUAUUUGGUUGUAUUGCCAUAAAUUCUUCCAGGACAUGUACAUUUUUAGGUUAAAUGUGGCAACGACUUUGAAUAUCUCCAUUGUUGAAUAGUGAAGUUUUCUUUCUCCUCAAUUUAAACGGGCUGUUUUGUACAAUAAAAUUUAAAAGCCUUCGUUUAUACUUAAAUAUGUUCCUGUUUGUAAUUGCUCUAUUUUUAAAUAAAAUUUGUAUUACCUUUUUAGUCCGUUAACUAAGGGAUGCUACAGCUCGUUGAAAGAAGCUGUUCAAAUCAUGCAGAGUUGAACUAUUUUUACACACAAAUAUUAAUAUCAUGUAAAAUUGCCUUUUAUAAAAACUGAUCAGACUAAUGUGAAAUGCUUCAUUAGAUAGUUUUUUUGUCGAUUUUUUCGUUAACAUUUUUCAUUUUGAAAUUUUCUGCUUAUCAGUUUCAAGUAAUUUUGUUCAGCUUUAUAAAAAAACAUAUUUAUACACUUUCAAUAUACAUACGGCGAUCUUCAUCUGUACACGAUCAUGACGUCCCGUGUUUGAGUUUCAGUAUCAUACUCACAAACAUGUUCAUUCAGAUUCCUAUAAUCCAUUUGUACAUUAUUCAUUUUACCGUAAUUAUUACUACUGUUAUUGUCAUUACUAUUUAUACCGUUAUUGUUAUUAUUACUCGUUGAGAUUUAUAUUUUGCCAGUUUUCAAGAACUGUGCAUUUUUUCAUCAUAAGAAAUUGUACAGUGCUCCUAACCACACACGUUUCGUUAUCAAAAACUAAGUUACGUUUUUCUUCCCGACUCCAUACCAUAACAAAUCCUCCAUAUGAGUAAAACCUCGAGCCGCAACAACCACUGCCCAAUAGAACCAAUCAUAAAAACUGCGGAAGAGGCCGACGUAAGCCUAUACAAGAACUGGUGAAGAAUCAUACUCCUGUCCAUCCGAAGUAAAGUAUUAAGCCAUGUCAUCUCUGAGAAACCAAAAGAUUCCCUGUACGGAAGACUUCACCUGGAGCAUUCUAGUUUGAAGAUAAACAAGCCAUGACUGC